UCUGUCACCAACUAAAUGAGGAAAACCACAGACUGAAAGAAGAACUAUGGGAUGUUAAGAGGGAAUACGAACGGCUAGCACAGAUGGCAACAGCUAGAAAGAAGGGCCAGACCACAACAUUAAUUCCUUGGACUGAUCUUUGCAAGAAAGACACUCAGACUAGAAUUCUAUCAUCAGUGCAGUAUGGCAGGAAAGAAGGUUUACAAACAGAUGAGAUGAAUGGAAUUCCCAGCAGCAGAAUGGUGUCUAUACUCAAAGUUUUCAGCCCCCAUGCAUGUGAUGAAAGGCAACAAGAAUGUUCUAAAAGCAAUGCCUCCUCAAUGUCUAUGAAUAGUGAGUCUACAGACAUUCUGAUCACUGGAUACCAUGAUACAGGCUUAAAGAAAGAAUCUAAGAGAAACUCAAAAGAUGGUGCAUGUGAGGAGAUCCCAGAACCGUGUGAUGAUGAUUUGUCUGCAGUCAGUCAGCAAAAUAGGACACGUCAUCAGAAUUCUCUACAGCAUGAUACAGAUGUAACAGGCAGCCUCUCUGCAACGGAUACCUGCAGUAAAAGUGCCACGAGCAGGAGUCCUGUGGGUAAGGUAGUGUUACCAAGACGACCAUUUGCACCAAGAAAUGUUACAGACUUGAAAAUUGGAAACCUGGUGAAAUUCUCCCGUCCAGCAGGGAAAAUCAGUAAAGGAACAAUCAAGUACUUGGGGCACCUGCUUGGGAGAGAGGAUGUGUAUCUUGGGGUAGAACUGGAGGGCAGCGAAGAGGGAAAACAUGAUGGAACAUUUCAGGGAACACGAUACUAUCUCUGCAAACCUAACAAAGGAGUAUUUGUGAACUUCAGCAAGGUCAUUAUGGCAUGGGAAUAAUGAAUCCAGGACAACCUAUAA
Molecule: messenger RNA, 881 nt
Organism: Terrapene triunguis (Three-toed box turtle)
Lineage: Eukaryota; Metazoa; Chordata; Testudines; Emydidae
Product: CAP-Gly domain-containing linker protein 4-like
Exons: 7
Coding region: 84-860 (258 amino acids)
Source: RefSeq, a predicted model, not a curated record